Molecule: messenger RNA, 2055 nt
Organism: Caenorhabditis briggsae
Lineage: Eukaryota; Metazoa; Nematoda; Chromadorea; Rhabditida; Rhabditidae
Gene: Cbr-cogc-2
Product: Protein CBR-COGC-2
Exons: 10
Coding region: 1-2055 (684 amino acids)
Biological process (GO): Golgi organization; protein transport; intra-Golgi vesicle-mediated transport
Cellular component (GO): membrane; COG complex
Source: RefSeq, a predicted model, not a curated record
AUGGGUACACCGCAUGGUUCGACCAUGUUCACAUCUCCCAUGGCUUUUUCCAUCGAUGAAUCCAAGUUGUGCUUUAAUAAAACACAUUUCAAUCGAGACGAUUUCAAUGUUGAAAGAUUUAUGAAUUUAGCUAGACAAAAAGCUGAUCUGAAAACUAUUCAACAAGACCUUCGUCUCUAUUUGAAAAGCGUUCAAAAUUCGAUGAUUGAGUUGAUUAACGAUGAUUAUGCAGAUUUCGUACAUUUAUCGUCAAACUUGGUCAGUCUGCAGGAAUCGCUAAAUAAAAUCGAGUUGGAUGUAAAUAGAAACUGGAAAGAAUUUGAGGAUUCUACAAAGGAAUCACUUGGAAUGGCAGAGAGGAUUGAGCAAAAAUGCAAUGAACUCAGUUCGAAUCGUGAGAAACAAGCAGAACUUCGUGAUCGAGUUGCUUUCUUGUGUGUCAUUGAAAAAUUAUCAGAAAUGCUGAGAAGACCGCCGAAAAGUUGUUCAGUGUUGUGGCUCCAGAAAGCUGCAAACUUCGUUGUCGAACUCAAAUCAACAUCUUUGUCGUACCAAUACUCUGAAGAAGAAAAGAAUGCAGAAGCUAUUGUUUUGUCAAAGCUGGACACCGUUCUAUGCGAAGAAGGCGUUCGUAGUGCGUCAACGGAUUGUCAAAAUCUUCCAUUAAUUCUUCCAAUCCUUACACUGACUGGAAACUCUCAUUCAUUGACCGCCCAUCUUGUUUCGGACCUUCUCUACCCCAAGUUUGUCGUUGAGGAUGAAAAGAAAAGUCAAUUAGAACGACUGGAGCAGGUUUAUCAAAAUGUUCAAAUGAUGCGCAACACAUGGGCAGAAAAACUAGGUCACCACUUUCGUGAGAAAAUUCGGAGCUUUCUGGAUGACACACUUCUUACUUUUGCCCUCACCUUCAUCGAUAAGUGCAUGGGGACUGUUGCUGUUCCAAGCGACACUCGUCUUUUCCAUCAAUGUUUCAUCGCCACUCAACGAUUCAUUAAUUCCUGGCCAUCAGCUCCAUCAUGCAGAACACUACUAAAAUCACUGAGAGACAAAUUCAAUUUAUUAGUCUAUUUCAAGUUGGAAACCCAUAAAUUCAAUAAGAAAAUCGAUCAGUUGCUUCUGCCGGAAAAGUUUGAAGUGUGCGACAAAAUCGAUGGAGAAGAUUUCCAUUUUGAAACUUCGAAAUCAAUUUUUGCUGCGAUUGAACAUGUUUGGAGUGAUGGGGUGUACUUAGAGCCGAUUGUCGACAAGCUAUGGGAUUUCACAUUGAGAAUGCUUUUAAAACAUUACAGUUGGAGUCAAUCUAUCAAAAAUUAUCUUGUCGAAGAAAAAAGAGAUUGGAUGUUGAUGCUUCUCCUACGAUCUGAUACUGAGAAACUACAUCAAGCAGUGUUUGAUCAUGCUCUAGAAACUAUGUGGGGCAAAUUACACGAUUUAUCUGUUGAUACCGCUCCAUUCGGACAGUGCCUGACGAAACAUGGAAGAGCAGUUGACACCUUUUGUGAGCAAUUGGAUGCAGACGUCUUGAGCUUUUUCUCCGACGCUCUUCAUCGAGAGUUAUCACAAGUUUCCGAUGUUCCUAAGCAGUAUAGAUGGACCAAACGGGCUCCACCCACAUCACAUUCGAAAUAUACUACAUCAGCAAUUGAGAUGAUAAAAAAUUUCCAAGAGGAAAUCGAAAAAGAAGAGCAUCCAAACGUAGAGAAAAUGAUCAAAGAUGUCAGUCAUACUGCAUUGUGCUAUUUCGUUGGAAAGGCUAAAGAGGUCCAAGAUGGAGUAGAAGCAACUGGUUCUUCUUUGUCUCGAUUCAAACGAAAAACAACUCCAGAAUCGGGGGCCAGUGUAUCGGACGAUGAUAAAAUCAAGUGUCAAAUCUACCACGACGCGAAAUUCCUACUGGAAAGUGCUGAAAGUCUUGGUGUGACGGCUGGCGAUGUUGAUGGAUUGAGAGGAGUCGUUGAUCGAUUCAAAAUUAAAAAAGAGAACGAAAGUGUCGUUCCUGUAGUGCAAACUGUAGCAGAAGCCGAGAAAGUGGGCAAUAAGAAUGAUGAUUUUUAG